AUGAACAAAGUUCCAGAGCCCACAGGCCCCCUGCCCACCCCAUCCCCUGGACUCCCACAGCUUGUGUUUCCCCUGGGGCAGACUUCACCGGUGGUGUCCAGUAUGCCACAAGCAACACAAAAGAACAUGCCUUCCCAGCCCCACCAGCACUUCUACCCUAGCUGGGCCAAGCAUCCCAGCAGUGCAGCCUCCCGAGUGCAGAGUGCAGCCCCUGCCCGCCCUGGCCCAGCUGCCCAUGUCUACCCUGCUGGAUCCCAAGUAAUGAUGAUCCCUUCCCAGAUCACCCACUCAGCCUCUCAGGGGGCCUACUAUAUCCCUGGACAGGGGUGUUCCACAUAUGUUGUCUUGACACAGCAGUACCCUGUGCAGCCAGGAGCCCCAAGCUUCUAUCCUGGUGUAAGCCCUACUGAGUUUGGGACCUAUGCUGGUGCCUACUACCCAGCCCGAGUUGUACAGCAGUUUCCUGCUGGUGUGGCCUCCACCCCGGUAUUGCUGAACCAGCCACCCCAGAUUGCUCCUAAGAGGGAACGUAAAACUAUCCGAAUUCGAGAUCCGAACCAAGGAGGGAAAGAUAUCACAGAGGAGAUCAUGUCUGGGGCCCGAACUGCCUCCACACUCACCCCUCCCCAGACGGGAGGUGGUCUGGAGCCUCAAGCUAAUGGGAAGAAGCCCCAGGUUGCUGUCGUUGUCCGGCCAGAUGACCAGGCUCAGGGAGUGCUUGUUGGGAGCCGGUCAGGAUUGCCAGGCCCAGAGCACAGCCCUUCAGAGUCCCAGCCUUUAUCACCAUCUCCAACCCCAUCACCAUCCCCAAUCUUGGAACCAGGGUCUGAGACUAAUCUUGGAGUCCUCUCUCUUCCUGGGGACACUAUGCCAACUGGGAUGAUACAAAUGUCUGUAGAAGAAUCAACUCCCAUCUCCCACGAAACUGAGGAGCCAUACUGCCUCUCUCCAGAACCCACUCCUCUUGCCGUACCCAUACUGGAAGUAGAAGUGACACUUGGCAAACCAAUUCCAGAAUCCGAGUUCUCUUCCAGUGGGCUCCAGAUUCCUGCUCCCCUGGAAUCUCACAAGGUAGAAGUUCCCGAGGCUAACGGCAUAGUACCAUCUGAGGAGCUGGAGCCAGAGGUGGAGUCAAGCCCAGAGGUUGCCCCUGUUCUGCCUGUGGCUUGCCCUUCAGAAUCCCCUGAGCCCAUUGCUCCAAUUGCCCAACCUGAGGAAGUGCUCAACAGAGCCCCCUCACCACCAGCUGUGGACUUGAGCCCAGUCAGUGAGCCAGAGGAGCAGGCUAAAGAGGUUACUGUGUCAGUGGCUUCCUCUGCCAUCCUCUCUGCCACUCCACCUGCAACUCCUCCAGCUCCUUCUCCUCCUCAGGAGGAGGAAAUGGAAGAAGAAGAGGAAGAGGAGGAGGAAGAGGAAGAAGGAAGAGAAGCUGAAGCUGAGAAUGAGAAGGGUGGAGAGGAUCUCUCUUCAGAGAGCACACCUGUCCCAGCCCAUUUGUCCCUCCCCCCUUCGGAGGUGGCAGCAGCCACCCAAGUGGCAGUAUCUGUGCCAAAGAGGAGAUGGAAAAUUAAGAAGCUAAAUAAGAAGGAGGCUGUGGGAGACCUCCUAGAUGCCUUCAAAGAGACAAACCCAGCAGUACCAGAGGCAGAGAAUCAGCCUCCCAUAGGCAACAACUCAGGCCCAGAGUCUGAGGGCACCAGUGUGGCCCCACGGCCUGAGGAAGCAGAGGAGACCUGGGACUCCAAAGAGGACAAAAUCCAGAAUGCUGAGAACAUUCAGCCUGGGGAACAGAAGUACGGCUAUAAGUCAGAUCAGUGGAAGCCACUAAACCUGGAGGAGAAAAAGCGUUACGACCGAGAGUUCCUGCUUGGCUUUCAGUUCAUCUUUGCCAGUAUGCAGAAGCCAGAAGGGUUGCCCCAUAUCACUGGCGUGGUGCUGGACAAAGCCAAUAAGACACCGUUGUGGCCACUGGAUCCCUCAAGACUACCUGGCAUAAACUGUGGUCCAGACUUCACCCCAUCCUUUGCCAACCUUGGCCAACCAGCCCUUAGCAUUCUUGGGCCCCUGAGGGGUGGGCCAGGUGGGGAGCUGCCCCGAGGGCUGCAGGCUGGCUUAGGACCCAGGCGCUCUCUGAAGGACCCCCGAAAAGAACCACACAAGAUCAUUGCCACAGUGUUAAUGACUGAAGAUAUAAAACUGAAUAAAGCAGAGAAGGCUUGGAAACCAAGCAGCAAGCAGACAGCGGCUGAUAAGGAACGAGGAGAAGAGGAUGCUGAUGGCACCAAGACCCAGGACCUACUCCGCAGGGUGCGCUGCAUCCUGAAUAAGCUCACACCCCAGAUGUUCCAGCAGCUGAUGAAGCAAGUGACACAGCUGGCCAUUGACACUGAGGAAUGCCUGAAAGGAGUCAUUGACCUCAUCUUCGAGAAGGCCAUUUCAGAGCCCAACUUCUCUGUGGCCUACGCCAACAUGUGCCGCUGCCUGAUGGAGCUGAAUGUGCCCACUAGAAAAAAGCCAACGGUGACUCUUAACUUCCGAAAACUGUUGUUGAAUAGAUGUCAGAAGGAAUUUGAGAAAGACAAAGAUGAUGAUGAAGUUUUUGAGAAAAAGCAAAAAGAAAUGGAUGAAGCUGCUACAGCAGAGGAGCGGGGCCACCUGAAGGAGGAGUUAGAAGAGGCUCGGGACACGGCCCGAAGGCGCUCUUUAGGGAACAUCAAGUUUAUCGGCGAGUUAUUCAAGCUCAAGAUGUUAACCGAGGCGAUUAUGCAUGACUGCAUAGUCAAACUACUAAAGAACCAAGAUGAGUCCCUGGAAUGCCUCUGCCGCCUGCUCACCACCAUUGGCAAAGACCUGGAUUUUGCAAAAGCCAAGCCACGAAUGGAUCAGUAUUUCUACCAGAUGGAAAAAAUCAUUAAAGAAAAGAAGACGUCAUCUCGCAUCCGCUUUAUGCUGCAGGGUGUGCUGGAUCUGCGACAGAGCAAUUGGGUACCACGCCAUGGAGAUCAGGGUCCCAAGACCAUUGAUCAGAUCCACAAGGAGGCCGAGAUGGAGGAGCAUCACGAACAUAUCAAAGUGCAGCAGGUCAUGGCCAAGGGCAGCGACAAGCAUCGGGGAGGCCCUCCAGGCUCACCCCUUAGUCGUGGCCUCCCACUUGUGGACGAUGGUGGCUGGAACACAGUCCCCAUCAGCAAAGGCAGCCGCCCCAUUGACACCUCACGACUCACCAAGAUCACAAAGCCUGGCUCCAUUGAUUCCAACAAUCAGCUCUUUGCACCAGGAGGGCGACUGAGCUGGGGCAAAGGUAGCAGUGGGGGCUCAGGAGCCAAGCUCUCCGAGGCAGCAUCAGAACCUGCUCGUCCAGCUACUAGUACCUUGAAUCGCUUCUCAGUUCUUCAACAGGCAGUACCUACAGAGAGCACAGAUAACAGACAUGUGGUGCAGAGGAGUAGCUUGAGCCGGGAACGAAGUGAGAAAGCUGGGGACCGGAAAGACCGAGUAGAGUGGAGCGAACAGAGUGGUGACUAUGGGGACCGAUCAGAUCGUGCACGGACACCUGCCACCAAGCAAAGCUUUAGCAGAGAAGUGGAAGAGUGGAGUAGAGAGCAGCCUUCCCAGCCUGAGGGACUGUGCAAGGCCUGGAGCCUCAGGGAAGAUCGUGACCGGGGCCGGGACACUGUAAAGCAGGAAGCCACCCUCCCCACAGUGAGCCCCCUGAAGGCUGAACUCUCUGAGGAGGAGCUGGAGAAGAAGUCCAAGGCCAUCAUUGAGGAGUAUCUCCAUCUCCACGACAUGAAGGAAGCAGUGCAGUGUGUACAGGAGCUGGCCUCGCCCUCCCUGCUCUUUAUCUUUGUGCGGCAUGGCAUUGAGUCCACACUGGAGCGCAGCAACAUCGCUCGAGAGCACAUGGGGAAGCUGCUCCACAGGCUGCUGUGUGCUGGGCACCUCUCCACCGCCCAGUACUACCAAGGGCUGUACAAAAUCCUGGAAGUGGCGGAGGACAUGGAGAUUGACAUCCCCCAUGUGUGGCUUUAUCUGGCAGAACUGGUAACACCCAUUCUGCAGGAAGGUGGGCUGGCCAUGGGAGAACUAUUCAGGGAGAUUACAAAGCCUCUGAGACCUUUGGGCAAAGCUACUUCCCUCUUAUUGGAGAUCCUGGGGCUUCUAUGCAAAACCAUGGGUCCCAAAAAGGUGGGGAUGCUCUGGCGAGAGGCUGAACUCAGCUGGAAGGAGUUUCUACCUGACGGCCAAGAUGGUGAUGCAUUCGUUGCUGAACAGAAGUACCUGUGUGAUGAACAGAAGGAGCUACCAGCGCUCUACGCCCUCCAGGCCCUUGUGGUGACCUUAGAGCAGCCUCCCAACCUGUUUCGGAUGUUCUUCGAUGCGCUGCAUGAUGAAGACGUGGUGAAGGAGUAAGCAUUCUACAGCUGGGAGAGCAGCAAGGACCCCGCUGAGCAGCUGGGCAAGGGUGUGGCCCUUAAAUCUGUCACAACCUUCUGCAACUGGCUUCGGGAGGCUGAGGAGGAGGAGUAGGACUACAACUGA
Molecule: messenger RNA, 4542 nt
Organism: Heterocephalus glaber (naked mole-rat)
Lineage: Eukaryota; Metazoa; Chordata; Mammalia; Rodentia; Bathyergidae
Source: RefSeq, a predicted model, not a curated record